GAGUAUAACCUAAAAAUUUGUUUUGUUAAAGUUCAUUAUGAGUGUAAAAUAUUGUCAUAAAUUUAAAUUCGUAUACUGUUACUAUGUAUUAAACUACAUUACAAAACCUAUGGCGAAGUAAAAGUUCAGUAUGAAAACAAACCAGCGAACGGAUAAUGGUUUAUACAUAAAUGAAAUAAGAGCUAAAUGUUAAAAAGCAAGUCUGGAUGGUCAAUAAAUUGUGCCGCGUGUUUGUGUACUCAGAUACGUUGCGGUUGAUUGUUUUAUUGGAUCCCGGCCAAAAAGCUCGGUGCCAUUAAUAUGCACUACAGAUUGUAUAGUAUAGUGCGUGCGGAAGUUAUAAUCAGGAAAUAAACAAAUGAUUUUUUUCAUAAAGAAUACGAAUAAAUGACCUAUAUGUUCCAAAGAACAGUGUUCUAAAAUAUGUAAUAACGUGAGAGUUAUUCAACGUCGUCACCUUGUACGGCAAUGGGAGGAGUGCGGCGCGACGGGGCAUCUCUUGUAGCCUGCGAUGUUUCGCACAAGUCAUAGGAUACAGGCGUUUUAUCUAUAAUACACGCAAGGUGAGGCAACUGCCAAAAGGGCAAUCUAGACAGAUAUAAGCCGUGAACAUCCUUACGAAGUGUAUUCAGGUGCCGGAGUCCGGACGAGUUGUAUCAGAUCAAACCACCCUUUAUAAAAUGAUCUUUCUGUUGCCUUUAAUGGUGUUGGGUGCAGCGUCCGCGGCGAGACUGGAACAUCUGACGCAGGGCUACCAAGGCGGCUCCGGAGCACCUUUCAACUACGAAAAUGUCAACAAUGGAGAUGGCAGUUAUCGCUAUAGUUACGACACACCCACCGGUAUAUCGCACGAGAGCGGUGCGCCCAGGGCUCCAGGUCCCGAGGGUCUUGCAGUGACUGCAGAAGGCGGGUUCUCCUUCCGCACAAUCGAUGGCCAACAGAUCUCACUGACGUACACCGCCGAUGAGAACGGCUUCCACCCCGUCGGAUCUCACCUUCCUACGCCGCCACCGAUCCCAGAAGCGAUUCUACGCUCAAUUGAAUUCAACCGACAAAAUCCGUCUUCUGAGGACGGUUCUGGUGGUCGUAACGCCUACAGGUACUAGGCGCCCUCUGCCGGUGACAACUUAAACGAGAUAUGCAUACCUCAUAGCACGGACUGUGAUAAAAUAUUAAAGUCCCUUCUCGCACACCCCUAUACAAUUAUUUUUGUACUGUAAUUAUGUUUUUUUAAUUA
Papilio polytes (common Mormon) is the source of this 1237-nucleotide messenger RNA. Its product is annotated as pupal cuticle protein 20-like. The transcript is spliced from 6 exons. The record is from RefSeq and is a predicted model, not a curated record. Lineage: Eukaryota; Metazoa; Arthropoda; Insecta; Lepidoptera; Papilionidae. Bases 681 to 1106 code for a protein of 141 amino acids. Gene Ontology annotation, cellular component: chitin-based extracellular matrix. Gene Ontology annotation, molecular function: structural constituent of chitin-based larval cuticle.